This is a messenger RNA of Rotaria sp. Silwood2, 2749 nucleotides long. NCBI's taxonomy places the organism in Eukaryota, Metazoa, Rotifera, Eurotatoria, Philodinida, Philodinidae. The record is from the annotation of a GenBank genome assembly.
AUGAAGGCUCCAAUUCGAGUACCAUUAAAUAGAAACAAUAAUGACGAGGAGAAGAGUAAUUAUGCAAAUUUUAAUAAUACAAGAAUAAUCACCUUAUUUCAAGUGCCUCAAUAUGAACAAUUACAAAUACUUAUUUGUAAUGGUAAUUCAUUAACAACAUUAGCCGGUGUUGAACAUAUUAAACAUUUAUGGAAACUUGAUGUUGGAAAUAAUCAAAUUCGAAGUCUUCAACAUUUAUCACGUUUUAUAGCACUUGGUUCACUUAUACUUUCAAAUAAUCGUUUACAAUGGAUUGAAUUACAACAUAUUCGUCAUAUGUUUGUACUUGAUUUAAGACUUGAUGGAAAUACUAUAUUAGAUGCUGAUUCAAAUUAUCGUCAACAUGUACUUGAUUGUUUACCACGUAUUUGGAUGCUUGAUGGAAUUUUUGUUUCAACCUCUGAACGUAAUCAAGUUGAUGAAUUUUUUACACAAUCAUCAUUAACACAAAAACCUGUGCGACAUAAAUUAGCACGUGAUAUAUUUAUGCCAACAAAUCUAAAAGAUCGUGCGAUUAAUGGAAUAUUUGGAUCCAAAGCAACAGAAUUAUUUGCUAAAUUUCCAAUGAAUUGUUUUGUAAAUUCAGAACUUGAUAAGAGACGAAUCAAACAUUUAGCUUCAACAGUUCAAGAUUUAUUACUUACAGAAAUGAGAAAUGAUGAGGGAAAAAAACAUGAUGAAUUUCUUACGGAAAAUCGUCAUAUACUCUAUCAUAUGGUUGAUAUACGACAAAAUCAUGUUGAAGAAUUUAAUAUGUUUCUUAUACUACUUGUUACUCAUAUUCUCUUUGAAAUUCCUGUUGAUUUAUUAAAUAAUGUUUUUGAUAUUACACAUAUAAAAACCAUUGGAAAUUUAAAUAUUGAUCAUAUAUUUUCAUCAAGUGAAGAAUUAAAAUAUAUGAUUACAUCAUUGAUUCAUGCAGGUACACGACUUGAUCGAGAUGAAAAUCAUCCAUCAGCAUUUAAUGAUAAAUUAUUUAAUAGUCUUUCUAUUGUUAUUACUAAUCAAUUACGACAAGUAUCAACUUUAAAUACAAGUCAACCGUAUCCAAAUGGCAGCAUAGUUUCUGAAGCAAAAUCUAUGGUAUGUCUUGAAGUAAUGCAAAUAUUGAUAAUGUGUCCAUUAUUUUAUACACUUAUUGAUAAUUCAAAUGUAAAUUCAAUUUUAAAACAAGCUUUAGAUCGAUCACCAGCAUAUGGAAGUAUUAAAGAUGUUUUACAAAAUUUAACUGCUGAUGAAAAAUCAGCUGAAGAACAAAAAGAUUUAUUAAGUCCAAUUCUUGGUAAUAUAUUAAAAAUGACGAUGCGCACAUUAUCAACCAAAAAGACGAAAAAAAUAAAUGAACCAUUACUAGCAGAAACGACUAAAUCGGAACAUGAUGGUUCAAAUAAACGACAACAAGAACGUAUUAUAUCGUCACCAAAACCUUCUCAACGAGCAAAUAUUCAUCGUAUUCCUAGUAAGUCAUUGUUUGUUUGAUAUACACUUUCAUGGAAAUAUAAGAUCAUUACUUAUUCGAUGUGUCAUUUCAUUUUCUUUUCUAAAAACAAAUGUACUUAUUUGAAUUGUCAGUGAACAUUGAAGCGAUGUAAGUUUUAAUUUCCAGUUGUGCACUGCUUGCCUUUAUAGCAACAGGGAGAGGCCAACGAUCAUUGAGUACGUUUUCUUAGCAAUCGAGGACAAUAGCGAUCAGACUCCUUCCCUAGAGUUUCUUAGUAAUAGAAAAAGAUGCAGAAUGGUACUAACAACAAAACUUAGACUAUUUUCAAAGCCUUUCUCGAAAUUUGGAUGACUAGAAUACUUUUGUAAAUAUUCUAAAGAAUGCAAUUUUAGGUUUGUGUGCAAAUAAAAAUGUAUAUGUAAGAUGUUAAAGACUAUGCGUCGUAAUUAGAAAUGAACGGAACCACACGUUUUUUAUCCUGGCCUAGAGAAAACUAUUGCAGAAUUUAGUCGUACCACAUCUAAAAAAUUCUUCGGCACUCGUUUGUAUGAUUUACUCAGUCAACGACUAGCACUUUUUGGAUCAUCUCUCUUGAAUUAUAUUUCGAUUGAUGAUUUAUAUGAUAAUUCCGUUUAAAACCAUGGAAUAUUUAAGUGUAUUAUUUAGCUUUGAUUCCAGUCUCAGAAGCUUCUCUUUCACGUACUUUUGGAACUUAAAUUCAUUCUGAAUAUUUCUAGAAGUAAUGCAUUGAUUUGUGACAGUUGUCAGAUGGUCAACAUAAAAAACAUGAAUUGAUCGAGUUAUAAAUUUGAAAAAUAAUCAAUAUCAGUAUUUUUGAGCUCAUCGAAAAUUAUCACAAUGGAUGAUCGGAAAGUUUUUAGUAAGGUCUUUGUUCUCUUUUCGAAUAUGAGCUUAGAAAUUUUGUUUCAAUGUUUAUUUGACGGUAGUUCGAUGAUCUUUGAAAAGCUCAAAAAAUUAGUUCGGACGGAACUUUUAGAUAGAGACGUGUCUGUUUGAAAAUUUUUCAUGCAAACAAAUUUUUUCUUUUUUUCAAAGAUUAUUUUACUACUUUCGAACAAAGACUGAGAAAUCAUUUUUAAGUUCAUAUUAGACGAGAGAACAAAAUCAUAGCUUUUGACUCGUCGAAAAUACUUUCUAAUGGUUCAUGAGUGAACACACAUCUGAUCUAAAAACUUUUCCAACACUCAUUAGUGCGUUAAGAACUGUUGUAAAUAUAAACAAUGUGUACAGCAAGCUUAUUUGUCAGUU